UUAGCUCUAGCCCAAGACAUAUAUGCCCACCAAGCAACAAAAAAAAAGCCCAAACUCAAUUCCUUUGAUUUUGCUCCCAACUUAUCUUCUCUUUUUUUUCUCAUCGAACUUGCGCCUUCUUCACCUGGACCAAAAAUCUGUCUGUUUUCAUCUUCAGAGUAUGAAGAUCAUUAGUUAUAAUCGCAUCAUUAAUCCCAGUUUUUUGCUCAUAAAUCAUGAGUUGCCUUCCAACACAUUCCCUCGACCCCAGUUGAUAUCCACUUCAGCUCCAAGUAUUUCAAGUUUCAAUAAGAGGAAAAAGGACUUGAUGAUGAGAUUACCGUGCCGCUUUGCUACAAGAGCUGCUCUUUCAUCUUCAGUGAAGACUGACACUUACGGUAAAAGUAGGAAAGAAAAGAGCUCGUCUUUCUACACUCAUCCUAGUUUAUUAGAGAUGAAGAAUGAGAGGGCAGCCAACCGUGCACGUGUUUAUGAAUUCUUGAGAGGCAUUGGCAUUGUACCUGAUGAGCUUGAUGGAUUAGAGCUUCCUGUGACUGUGGAGGUCAUGAGAGAACGAGUGGACUUUCUUCACAAAUUGGGACUCACAAUUGAAGAUAUUAACAACUAUCCGCUUGUUCUGGGAUGCAGUGUGAAGAAAAACAUGAUUCCCGUGCUUGAUUAUCUGGGCAAAUUGGGUGUUAGAAAAUCCACCUUGACAGACUUUUUGCGGCAGUACCCCCAAGUUCUCCAUGCAAGUGUGGUGGUAGACCUUGCUCCAGUCGUGACAUAUCUUCAAGGCAUGGAUAUUAAACCGAAUGAUAUUCCUCGAGUAUUGGAGAAGUAUCCAGAAGUGUUGGGGUUCAAGCUUGAGGGAACAAUGAGUACUUCAGUUGCGUAUUUGGUAGGAAUUGGGGUGGCAAGAAGAGAGAUUGGUGGGGUUCUAACUAGAUAUCCUGAGAUAUUAGGGAUGCGGGUAGGUCGGGUAAUUAAACCAUUUGUAGAAUAUCUGGAAAUCUUGGGAAUUCCGAGGCUAGCUGUGGCUAGAUUGAUUGAGAAGCAUCCUCACAUUCUAGGGUUUGGAUUACAAGAAAGGAUAAAACCAAACAUUAAAUCCCUUUUACAGUUUCAUGUGAGGGAAACUGCACUUCCUUCAGUAAUUGCACAAUAUCCUGAGAUCUUAGGAAUCGACAUGGAGGCAAAGCUUCCAAGUCAAGAAGAGUUUCUCAAUUCGAUAAUUGAAUCUACUCGUGAAGAUUUCGGGAGAGUCGUUGAAAAGAUGCCACAAAUUAUCAGCCUCAGUAAAGCACCUGUAGUAAAGCAUGUUGAUUUCCUCAGGGGAUGUGGCUUUUCCUCGGAACAAGUGAGAGAAAUGGUUGUGGGAUGUCCACAGGUCCUUGCUCUAAACCUAGACAUUAUGAAGCAGAGUUUCGAGUAUUUCAAAACCACAAUGGCAAGGCCGUUGGAAGAUUUGGUCGCUUUCCCAGCAUUCUUCACUUACGGUCUGGAGUCCACGAUAAAACCAAGACAUGAAAUGAUUGCUGAAAAGGGCUUAAAAUGUUCCCUUGCAUGGCUUCUUAAUUGUUCUGAUGAGAAAUUUGAUCAGCGGAUGAGUUAUGACGUUAUAGACAUGGAAGAAAUGGAAGUAGGUGAAUCAUCCUUUGACAUGAAUACUCUACUGGAGCAUAGAAACGACGAAUCAGCCUCUGAUUACGACGAGGAUUACAGUGAAGACGAUAAUGUAUAAACGACUCGGGUAAUUGUUCUGCUCACCACUCAGAAAGUAUGUAAAUCCCAACUAUUUCAAAUUUCUGUGUUUUGAAUGCCAUGAAGGUGGCCAAUGGGGUUUAAGCAAAUUGAAUAUAGGAAGAGGGACUUUACUAAAAGAGUGAUUUAAUUGGCCAUAUAAUGAUUGUUCGAUUGGUCCCAGUUUCUGAUAUGAACCUUAAAAUUAGAACCCUAGUAGCUAGAUGGGUUGGGUUGGUUGAUCGGCCAAAAAAUGAUUAUUAUCCCGUACGUCAGGUUUGUAUGUGCCCACACUCCUGUUUAUUAUUUUUCAGAACCUUGGGAACUAUCCUAAUUCUUGUAACAAGUAAAUAUCUUCAACAACUCCUUCGAGGGACCUCAAGAGCUUUACAUCUUAUUCUCACUGA
This is a messenger RNA of Lycium ferocissimum, 2129 nucleotides long. Its product is annotated as transcription termination factor MTERF4, chloroplastic. Bases 23 to 1723 code for a protein of 566 amino acids. The record is from RefSeq and is a predicted model, not a curated record. The transcript has 2 exons. Gene Ontology annotation, molecular function: double-stranded DNA binding. NCBI's taxonomy places the organism in Eukaryota, Viridiplantae, Streptophyta, Magnoliopsida, Solanales, Solanaceae. Gene Ontology annotation, biological process: regulation of DNA-templated transcription.